Messenger RNA from Drosophila nasuta, 1831 nucleotides. RefSeq names its product sorting nexin 3 (gene Snx3). Gene Ontology annotation, cellular component: early endosome membrane; retromer complex. Lineage: Eukaryota; Metazoa; Arthropoda; Insecta; Diptera; Drosophilidae. The transcript is spliced from 3 exons. Gene Ontology annotation, biological process: endocytic recycling; late endosome to Golgi transport. The record is from RefSeq and is a predicted model, not a curated record. Bases 467 to 970 code for a protein of 167 amino acids. Gene Ontology annotation, molecular function: phosphatidylinositol-3-phosphate binding.
UUCUCCACAUCUCAUUAAGCGUAGAAAGUGUAUUUUUUUGGUUCAAUUAAUUAAAUUAUAAUAGUUAACAAUCGGUUAAACGAUCUAGCACGGCAAUAAAUACGGCCAACUUGCGAUUAAAACUGACACCGGCCAUAGUUAUUUGGAUUUCACAAAAAAAAACUGAUCUAAACAAUACCGCUAGCAAAGGCAAAGGAAAAAACGCAAGAAGAAAAACAGAACUGCAGCACAGCACAGCACACAAAGAGAUAGCGCAGGCAGAGAGACGACAACGACGACGUCAACGUCGAUAGCAGCGAAACAACAACACAAAAAACUCGUUUCUCGUGUGUGUCUUUUUAUUUGAUUUAGUUUGCAACCAAAGCGGACGCUGCGGCAUUUCGUGGCAGGCAGCGGCAGUUUAUAAAAGGGGCGUGUCACAGCAGCGUGCAGCAGCACUAGCAACAACAACAGUAGCACUAGCAUUAUGAUGGUUGAGUCCGACGGCACCGCCGACGCCACCCGCCGUCUCAACGUGAAGAAACAAACGCUCGACGAUGCGUACGCAGUGCCCGCAAAUUUCCUUGAGAUCGACGUGGUUAAUCCGCUGACCACAAUGGCAGCAGGCAAAAAGCGCUAUACGGACUACGAAGUGCGCAUGAGGACCAAUUUACCGGUGUUCAAGGUGAAGGAGUCGAGUGUGCGACGACGUUACAGCGACUUUGAAUGGCUGCGAAACGAACUGGAACGCGAUAGCAAGAUUGUGGUGCCGCCUUUGCCAGGCAAGGCAUGGAAGCGACAAAUGCCCUUCCGGGGCGAUGAGGGAUUGUUCGACGAGAACUUCAUUGAGGAGCGGCGAAAGGGACUGGAGGCGUUUAUCAAUAAGAUAGCCGGACAUCCGCUGGCGCAAAACGAGCGUUGUUUGCACAUGUUCCUGCAGGAGAACGUCAUCGAUAAGAACUAUGUGCCCGGCAAGAUUCGCAACACAUAAGACGCCGACGACGAAGCAACCGCAAUAGCAAAUGCAACCAUAGCAAUGCAAUGAAGCAAAAAGCAAAACUCGAACGAACAAAACUCAAAAAGAAAAACAGCAACAGAAAUAGAAACAGAGGUUACGAAAUUCAUUAGGCAAAAUCAAUGCGUGUGUAUGUGUGUGCUUAGCAAGUUACAAAAAUAAUUACAAAAAGGAAAAAAAAACAAGUAAUAGAUGUUAAAUUUAAAAUGGCAACUGCUUUCUUUCGGCCAGGAAGUGGCUCAGUUAAUGUUGAGCGGCUCUGAAGAAGUAUUGGGAAUUUUUAUUGCUAAAUUCAAUUGUUUAUAUGCAAAAUGGUAUACAUACAAUACAAUAUACAUACAUAUACAUAUAUAUAUUAUUAUAUACAAUAUACAUAUUUACCUAAUAGUGUACAUAAUACAUAAACAAAUCUCACACAUAUGGGAUUUUAUUGUCGUCUCAUCAUUAUAUAAGUGUCCCCCAUGGCCAAUGUAGCGAAUGAAGUUCAUCAUAUAUAGUUAUUUAUUGGCCCUUUUUUUGGAGGCAAAUCGCUCAGCAAAUGGAAAUGAAAUUUUCUCGAAUCCUAAGAGCACACACCCUUUUUUCCUCCCUUUCCUAUCCAUCUUUUAGUCGUUGUAUAAAAAUUGAAUUAUUAUUGAGUUUCAAAAGUUUGCAACAACAAAGAGUUACCCUCCAUCUCCAUGGUAUAUAGUGUAUGAAAAACAUUAACAAAAACAGUUGCAACUGUUUUUUGCAAAAUUACUGAAUAUUUUUGAAUCAUUUUAGUGAACAAUAUGUGUAUUGUACUUCGAAUCAAACCUAAAAUAAUUCCAAUAAUAAUACAUGUAUUUUACUAAA